Psylliodes chrysocephalus is the source of this 648-nucleotide messenger RNA. Lineage: Eukaryota; Metazoa; Arthropoda; Insecta; Coleoptera; Chrysomelidae. The record is from the annotation of a GenBank genome assembly.
AUGGAUCUAUUCACAAAAUAUAUGCAACCUUUCACCAUCGUAGAAAAUCAAGGAUUCAGGAAUUUUGUGCAAAUGUUAAACCCAUCGUAUCAGUUACCAAGCCGAAGCCGAAAAUAUGUAUUCCAUUUUGUAAAUGAGGACUUUCCGGAAAAAUCCGUAUUAUUAGAAUGCUGUUCUUUUCCUGAGGCUCAUACUAGUACUAAUUUAGCAGCGGAACUUAAUCGUAUAGUAACUAUGUGGGGAUUAGAAUCAAAAAUUCUUUUAGCAGUGUCAGACAACGCAGCAAACAUUAAGAAGGCAAUAAAAGAAGAUCUAGGAUGGAAGCAUUUUGGAUGUUAUGCUCAUACUAUAAACUUAAUUUUACAGGAUGGGAUAAAAGUAGUUUCACCAAUUGUCACCAAGGUUCGCACAUUAUUGGCACAUUUCAAAAGAAGUACUAAUGCCAGUAAUAAAUUGAUGGAAGUACAAAGACAAGCCGGAAAAGAGCCAAAAAUACUUAUUCAAGAUGUUGUGACCAGAUGGAAUUACACUUUCUAUAUGCUCGAUAGAAUUUUGGAAUUAGAGGAAGAAGUUCGCACAAUUAUGGCCUUACUAAAUAUGAACAAUCUUCCCAGCAUAUCAGUUGAAGAAUGGGGACUACUUCAAUAG